CUCCGGGCAGCCACGCUUCCGGCGGGGCUGAUGGCCUUGCUGAGGGCCGUGUUCCGGGCCUCGCCGCCGGCUGGCCGCGCCAGGCCGCCCCCCGCGUCCCGCUCCACCGCCAUGGACUCCGCCCCACGCUGGCUGGCGGGGCUGCGCUUCGACAACCAAGUCCUGCGCGCGCUGCCCGUAGAGACGCCGCCGCCUGGCUCCGAGGACGCCCUCUCCGUGCCGCGGACCGUGGCCGGGGCCUGCUUCAGUCGCGCGCGACCAGCCCGGCUGCGGCAGCCGCGCGUCGUGGCGCUGUCGGGGCCCGCGCUGGCCUUGCUGGGGCUGCCUGAGCCUGACGCGAGCGUCGAGGCAGAGGCCGCGCUCUUCUUCAGCGGCAACGCGCUGCUGCCGGGCGCCGAGCCCGCCGCGCACUGCUACUGCGGCCACCAGUUCGGGCAGUUCGCCGGGCAGUUGGGCGACGGCGCGGCCAUGUACCUGGGCGAAGUGUGCACGGAGGCCGGCGAGCGCUGGGAGAUGCAGCUCAAGGGCGCCGGCCCCACGGCUUUCUCCAGACAGGCCGAUGGUCGCAAAGUCCUGAGGUCGAGCAUCCGGGAGUUCCUGUGCAGCGAGGCCAUGUUCCAUUUGGGAAUUCCCACCACUCGGGCUGGAGCCUGUGUGACAUCCGAGUCCACAGUGGUGCGAGACGUGUUCUAUGAUGGUAAUCCAAAAUACGAGAAGUGCACGGUUGUGUUGCGCAUAGCUCCCACCUUCAUAAGGUUUGGCUCCUUUGAGAUCUUUAAGCCGGCUGAUGAGUACACAGGGCGCGCGGGCCCCAGCGUGCAGCGGAAUGACAUCCGAAUCCAGCUGCUUGAUUAUGUGAUCAGCUCUUUCUACCCUGAAAUCCAGGCUGCCCACGCCUGUGACAGUGACCGAGUGCCAAGGAACGCUGCCUUCUUCCGGGAGGUCACACGACGCACAGCCCGGAUGGUGGCCGAGUGGCAGUGUGUGGGCUUCUGCCAUGGUGUUCUGAACACUGACAACAUGAGCAUCGUGGGGCUGACCAUCGACUAUGGGCCCUUUGGCUUCCUGGACAGGUACGAUCCAGACCACGUGUGCAAUGCCUCAGACAACGCUGGACGCUAUACCUACAGCAAGCAGCCUGAGGUAUGCAAGUGGAACCUGCAGAAGCUGGCUGAGGCACUGGAGCCUGAGCUGCCCCUUGCUCUGGGCGAAACUAUUGUGGCCGAGGAGUUCGACACCGAGUUCCAGAAGCACUACCUGCAGAAGAUGCGUAGGAAGUUGGGCCUUGUGCAGGGCGAGCGAGAGGAGGAUGGCGCGCUGGUAGCCAAGCUCCUGGAAACCAUGCAUCUGACUGGUGCCGACUUCACCAACACCUUCUGCUUGCUGAGCUCCUUCCCAGCUGAGCCAGAGGCACCAGGCCUGGAUGAGUUCCUGACUGCGCUGACCUCACAGUGUGCCUCCCUAGAAGAGCGGCGGCUCGCCUCUCGGCCCCAGAUGGACCCUCGCCAGCUCUCCAUGAUGCUAAUGCUGGCCCAGUCGAACCCGCAGCUCUUUGCACUUAUUGGCACCCAAGCCAAUGUCACCAAAGAGCUGGAGCGUGUGGAACAGCAGUCUCGGCUGCAGCAUCUGACCUCCGAGGAGCUGCAGAGCCGUAACAGUGCACACUGGGCUGCCUGGCUGCAGGACUACAGAGCCCGGCUAGACAAGGACAGGGAGGACGCUGGUGACACUGCUGCAUGGCAAGUGAAACACACACACGUGAUGCACAGCAGCAACCCCAAGUAUGUCCUGCGGAACUACAUCGCACAGAACGCCAUUGAGGCUGCUGAGAAUGGGGACUUCUCAGAGGUGCGACGGGUGCUGAAGCUGCUGGAGUCCCCUUACCAGCAUGAGGGUGAGCAUGCAGAAGCCCUGGAGGUUGCAGGCCCUGAAGGGGCUGCCACAGGGGCCAGCAGGCGGCCAUCCUACAGCAGCAAGCCCCCUCUCUGGGCAGCCGAGCUCUGUGUGACCUGAUCUUCGUAGCGGCCUCCAUGCCGCAGGGGUCUUCCCAGGCUGUAGCACUGCUGAGCUGCUGAGCCUGCAGCCCUGUGCUCUCCAUGACAGCAGAGACGUCCAGUCAGGCUCUGACCUGUCUCUGUCUGACGCAAGCUCAACAGUGCUGCUCUGGCCUGGCAGCCACAAGGACAAAGGCCCUGCCAAGUGCUUGUGAAUAGCAGAGAGCCAGGCCACCCCAUCCCCUUUGCCCUGGGGGACAGGCCUCUGAAUAAAGCAGCAGCUUCCUCUGCCCA
Messenger RNA from Cavia porcellus (domestic guinea pig), 2288 nucleotides. It is a transcript of the gene Selenoo, whose product is annotated as selenoprotein O. The record is from RefSeq and is a predicted model, not a curated record. NCBI's taxonomy places the organism in Eukaryota, Metazoa, Chordata, Mammalia, Rodentia, Caviidae. The transcript has 9 exons.